ACGGCAACUCCGGAGUUGUUCAGAGGCAGGUAAACAAAAUGGCGGCUGCCUAACAACUGAACUCCUUGCAGGAGGAGGGAGGUGAGGCGAUGCUGCAUGGAGCGGAACAACGACAACAGCAGCCAGAGGAGCCCGAGGAAUCCGAGUCGAUCCUGGCGCCUUUCAGAGACUAUGUCGAGAUGGACGAGGUCAUUGACUACAUCAGUGACAACGACCUCAUGGGAGUGGACACUUUCAUCCACAGGAUAGACUCCACUGACGUGAUCUACCAGCCGAGGAAGAAAAGGGCCAAAAUCAUCGGAAAGUACCUAAUGGGCGACCUCCUGGGAGAGGGUUCCUACGGCAAAGUCAAGGAGAUGCUGGACUCUGAGACACUGUGCAGGAGGGCCGUGAAAAUCCUCAAGAAGAAAAAGCUGAGGAGGAUCCCGAACGGGGAAGCGAAUGUGAAAAAGGAAAUCCAGUUGCUCAGGAGACUACGACACAAAAAUGUAAUCCAGUUGGUAGAUGUGCUAUAUAAUGAAGAAAAGCAAAAAAUGUAUAUGGUAAUGGAGUAUUGCGUGUGUGGAAUGCAAGAAAUGUUGGACAGUGUCACAGACAAGAAAUUCCCAGUAUUUCAAGCUCAUGGGUACUUCUGCCAAUUGAUUGAUGGUCUAGAAUAUUUGCACAGUCAAGGAAUAGUCCACAAAGAUAUUAAACCAGGCAACCUACUGCUAACAACGGAUGGCACUUUGAAAAUCUCGGACCUAGGAGUAGCUGAAGCAUUACACCCUUUUGCAGAGGAUGACACAUGUAGAACUAGUCAAGGGUCACCAGCAUUCCAACCUCCAGAAAUCGCAAAUGGCCUUGAUACGUUUUCGGGGUUUAAGGUGGAUAUUUGGUCUGCAGGGGUGACAUUGUACAAUAUUACAACAGGACUUUAUCCAUUUGAGGGGGAUAACAUCUACAAAUUGUUUGAAAACAUAGGGAAAGGGGAGUACACCAUUCCAGAAGAUUGUGGACUGUUGCUGUCCGAUUUACUGCAAGGAAUGCUUGAAUAUGAUCCUGUGAAAAGAUUUUCAAUACAACAAAUCAGACAGCACAAGUAAGUUUUGUUGCAUCAGUCAAAUUUAACAUGAAUUAGUAAAAACUCAAUUCCUCAUAAUAAUCUUCUUUUGGAGACGUUAGAUACAUUGGCAGAAAAAUGCUUGUGUGCAUACUUCGUGACAGCGUUGGUGCUUAUUCGUAGUUUGAAUACAUUUUUAGGUUGGUUCUCACGACUUUAUACAUCACU
Molecule: messenger RNA, 1270 nt
Organism: Rhincodon typus (whale shark)
Lineage: Eukaryota; Metazoa; Chordata; Chondrichthyes; Orectolobiformes; Rhincodontidae
Gene: stk11
Product: serine/threonine kinase 11
Exons: 7
Coding region: 90-1085 (331 amino acids)
Biological process (GO): regulation of Wnt signaling pathway; regulation of cell growth; establishment of cell polarity
Cellular component (GO): nucleus; cytoplasm
Molecular function (GO): protein serine/threonine kinase activity; ATP binding; protein kinase activator activity
Source: RefSeq, a predicted model, not a curated record